Prunus armeniaca (apricot) is the source of this 582-nucleotide messenger RNA. Lineage: Eukaryota; Viridiplantae; Streptophyta; Magnoliopsida; Rosales; Rosaceae. The record is from the annotation of a GenBank genome assembly.
AUGACAUCACAAGUUGGUCGUGUGAUUCACGAUCAGAACCUUAAUGCUCAAUCUAAUGGUGCUUCUGUUGUGGGAAAGACUGAUACAGUUAAAACACAAAGAAAAGGAGGCCUUGGUGGAAAGAAAUCGCUCGGUGAUUUGUCCAAUUCCGGGAAGCCUGCAUUCAAUCAGGCAUCAAAAAAGCAGCCUUCCAAUAAUUUUCCUGUCGUUGAGGAAGUGACCAGCCUUCCUAAAAUCGUUCAUGAUGCAAGCACUAGGAAAGGUGUUUUUAAAGCCUCAGAGAAAGUGCAGACCCAUAGUAGGAAUACACUAUCUCACAUUUCAAACUCAGUGAAACCAAAUCUGCAGAAGAACCACAGCAUGAAGCUAAAGCCGGAGAGUCCCUUAAGGUGCAAAAAGUUGGAAGAGAUGUCUGAAAAUCUUGACCCUCCACCUCCUGUAUUUGAAUCACCAAAAUACUACACUGCAUAUGAGGAUUUUGAUGAGCUCUCUGACAAGUUUGACUAUCCACCAAUUGACUAUACUGAUUUCCCUUGGAUUUCAGAGGACUGUGAUUUCAAGUUGAUGUCUCCAAAUCAUUGA